ACACACCCAGCACAGCCCAGCUCAGCCCAGCAUAAGUUGGUACAGGACAGUCCAGCACAGUCCGGCACAGGGCAACCUCCAACAUGUCUGACGAGGAGCAUGAGGAGCAGCUGAUCCAGGCACCAACCAGUAGCUUCCUCACCUACAUGUCAGAGGGCGACCAACUCUACCAGAAAGGAGCCUAUGCCAAAGCCAUCAACAGUUAUACAAAGGCUCUUAACCUUGAACCGUACAAUAAGAACUGUCUGGUUGCCCGCUCUCGGGGUUAUCUCUCGCUGGGAGACUCUUCGUCUGCUUACAGAGAUGCUGAAACCUCACAGCAAGAUGACAAGAAAUUCUGUAAGGGGCUUUAUCGGAAGGCGGAGGCUUUGUACAGUCAGGGGGAGUUUGAACUUGCCUUAAUGUUCUACCACCGAGGACACAAACUCCGCCCGGAUUACAAAGAUUUUCGCCUCGGAAUUCAGAAAGCUCAGGAGGCCAUCGACAACUCUGUUGGGAGUCCUUCCUCAGUGAAGCUCGAGAAUAAAGGAGACCUGUCCUUCUUCUACAUACGGGAUGAGAAUUUAGCCCCCAAAAGCAAAGCUCAACUCCGACGGCAGAAGCAGGCUUCCAAAAUGCAGAAUAAGAAAGUGGGAGAGGAAGAACCAAAAGCCAAUAAAGUGGUUCUCAGGGAGUUGCUGGGAGAGCUUUACAGUGACAAGGAAUACAUGGAGAAGCUGCUGAAGGAUGAUGACUUAUCGCAGACCAGCACUAGCAGUGGGACCACCAUCCUAGACCUGAUAAUGAGUGGCAUUGCAUUCCUGGAUACCCGCACCGAGUUCUGGAGACAGCAAAAGCCCAUUUACGCUCGCGAGCGUGACCGCAGAAUGAGGGAGAGAAACUGGAAGAUCACCAGAGAGCAGGAGCGAGCGAGCCCCACCAAAUACAUCCUUUAUACUCUCGAGGAGAUCGACCAAAUGCUGGCCAGCGGCAAUGCUGAGGACAGUCAGAAGAAGGCCAAGAAGCUCCUAGUGACUGUGGAAAACUGGACCAAACUCGACGUUCCCAACAAGGAAGAAGUCAUUGGGAAUCUGUACAGCUGCAUCGGGAACGCUCAGAUUGAGCUCGGAGACAUGACCAAGGCCCUGGAGAACCACAAGAACGAUCUGGAGCUCGCCCAGGAACACAACUUAAUCGACGCAAAGUCACGCGCCCUGGACAACAUCGGCAGAGUGUACGCCAGGAUCGGACAGUUCGCGGAUGCCGUGGAGGUGUGGAUGGAGAAGAUACCUCUAGCCAAAACCAGCCUGGAGAGGACCUGGCUUUUCCAUGAGAUCGGGCGCUGUCACUUGGAGCUCAGCAACAAUGAAGCAGCUCGAGAUUUUGGUGAAAAAUCCCUGAGUUGCUCAGAGGAAUCGGGAGAUGAAGAAUGGAAGAUGAAUGCCAGCGUGCUAGUGGCACAAGCUGAAAUGAAACUCAACAACUAUCGGGCUGGAGUUAUCUACUUUGAAAAGGCGUUGGAGAAAGCAGUGUUGUUAAAUGAUGAGAGAGCGAAAGAAGCCAUCUUGCGAGCUCUGACAAAUGUGAACAGUCUAAUCGUUGAAAAGUUGAAAGCAGAAGAAAUCGAAAAGCAGAAAGGCAGUAUCUCAUCGGUCUGGAUGAAAGAUGAGAAGCCUGAGGAGUUGCAUAAAGCUGAAGAGGAUGCAGUUAUGCACGAGUCUCCAGAGCCCACUGAGGUUGACAGACGCCCAUCCUAUGAAUAUCAGGAUUUGUCCCAGGAGGAAAAGAAGCCACUUUCUCCAGAGACUGCUGAGGAUGUGAUUCCAUCUGAUGAAAUCCAGCAACCUACCAUGGAAGUGAAGGAAAGUGAAUCUGCAGCUCCUGUUGAGGUGGAGAAGGUGCCGUCCGGUGAAGUGGGCGGAGAGACGAGUGUCCCCGCAGUUGCUGCUGACGUAGAGAAGCCGCCGUCUGGUGAAGUGAGUAAACACUCCCUGGAGGAAAAGAAGAGCGUUUCUGCAGUUGCCGCUGAUGUAGAGAAGCCGCCGUCUGGUGAAGUGAGUAAACACUCCCUGGAGGAAAAGAAGAGCGUUUCUGCAGUUGCCGCUGAUGUAGAGAAGCCGCCGUCUGGUGAAGUGAGUAAACACUCCCUGGAGGAAAAGAAGAGUGUUUCUGCAGUUGCCGCUGAUGUAGAGAAGCCGCCGUCUGGUGAAGUGAGUAAACACUCCCUGGAGGAAAAGAAGAGCGUUUCUGCAGUUGCCGCUGAUGUAGAGAAGCCGCCGUCUGGUGAAGUGAGUAAACACUCCCUGGAGGAAAAGAAGAGCGUUUCUGCAGUUGCCGCUGAUGUAGAGAAGCCGCCGUCUGGUGAAGUGAGUAAACACUCCCUGGAGGAAAAGAAGAGCGUUUCUGCAGUUGCCGCUGAUGUAGAGAAGCCGCCGUCUGGUGAAGUGAGUAAACACUCUCUGGAGGAAAAGAAGAGCGUUUCUGCAGUUGCCGCUGAUGUAGAGAAGCCGCCGUCUGGUGAAGUGAGUAAACACUCCCUGGAGGAAAAGAAGAGCGUUUCUGCAAUUGCCGCUGAUGUAGAGAAGCCGCCAUCUGGUGAAGUCAGUAAACACUCCCUGGAGGAAAAGAAGAGCGUUUCUGCAGUUGCCGCUGAUGUAGAGAAGCCGCCGUCUGGUGAAGUGAGUAAACACUCCCUGGAGGAAAAGAAGAGCGUUUCUGCAGUUGCCGCUGAUGUAGAGAAGCCGCCGUCUGGUGAAGUGAGUAAACACUCCCUGGAGGAAAAGAAGAGCGUUUCUGCAGUUGCCGCUGAUGUAGAGAAGCCGCCAUCUGGUGAAGUGAGUAAACACUCCCUGGAGGAAAAGAAGAGCGUUUCUGCAGUUGCCGCUGAUGUAGAGAAGCCGCCGUCUGGUGAAGUGAGUAAACACUCCCUGGAGGAAAAGAAGAGCGUUUCUGCAGUUGCCGCUGAUGUAGAGAAGCCGCCAUCUGGUGAAGUGAGUAAACACUCCCUGGAGGAAAAGAAAAGCGUUUCUGCAGUUGCCGCUGAUGUAGAAAAGCCGCCAUCCGGGGAACCGAGUAAACACUCCCUGGAGGUAAAGAAGAGCGUUUCUGCAGUUGCCGCUGAUGUAGAGAAGCCGCCGUCUGGUGAAGUGAGUAAACACUCCCUGGAGCUAAAGAAGAGCGUUUCUGCAGUUGCCGCUGAUGUAGAGAAGCCGCCGUCUGGUGAAGUGAGUAAACACUCCCUGGAGGAAAAGAAGAGCGUUUCUGCAGUUGCCGCUGAUGGACAGAAGUUGAUGCCUGAUGAAGUGGGUAAACGUAUCCAGGAUAUAAAGAAGAGCGCUUCAUUAAUUGCCUUUGAUGUGAAGAAGAUACCGUCUAGUAAAUUGAGUACAAGUUUGCCGGAUGUAAAGAAGAAUAUUUCGAAAGGUUCCUUGAUUGAGAAACCGGAAUCUGUGGACUCAAUGAAAAGUGUUCCUGCAGCUGCCGCUGAUGUAGAGAAGCCGCCAUCUGGUGAAGUGAGUAAACACUCCCUGGAGCUAAAGAAGAGCAUUUCUUCACUGGUCGCUGUUGAGAAGCCGCCAUCUGGUGAAGUGAGUAAACACUCCCUGGAGGUAAAGAAGAGCGUUUCUGCAGUUGCCGCUGAUGUAGAGAAGCCGCCGUCUGGUGAAGUGAGUAAACACUCCCUGGAGGUAAAGAAGAGCGUUUCUGCAGUUGCUGCUGAUGUAGAGAAGCCGCCGUCUGGUGAAGUGAGUAAACACUCCCUGGGUGUGAAGAAGAGCGGCACUGCAGCUCCUACUCAAAUUGAACAGCAGCCGCCCGAUCAAGUUGAAGAUAGAAAGAUCACUUCUUCUGAAGAGGACGAAUCCGAUGAUAUCUGUGAAAUGACCGAUGACCAGAUGACAGACGCUGCUCAGGAAGAGCAGCUGACAUCUGGUGACAUUAGUAAACACUCCCUGGAUGUGAAGAAGAUCGUCUCUGAAGUUUCUCCUGAGGUAGAGAAGCCGCCGUCUGGUGAAGUGAGUAAACACUCCCUGGAGCUAAAGAAGAGCGUUUCUGCAGUUGUCGCUGACGUAGAGAAGCCGCCGUCUGGUGAAGUGAGUAAACACUCCCUGGAGGAAAAGAAGAGCGUUUCUGCAGUUGCCAUUGAUGAAGAAGAGAAACCAUCUGAGGAAUUGCCUGGUGAAUCAGAGGAAGAAGAGAAGCCGGAAGCUGAAGUUCCUACUGAAGUGGCCGAGGCACCACCUCAAGAGUCCAAAGCAAUCAUCACACCUCCAAAGAAGAUUUGCCGACCUGCUAAGAAGGUAGUCAAACCACCACCUGCAAAGAAGUGUCUUCCUAAGAAGGUCAAGCCACCACCUGAAGUGCCCCAAGAAAGCAUCAAGUCUCCAAAGAAGCUUUGCCGACCUCCUGCUAAGAAGGAUAAAGACAAAGAGAAACAAGAAGCAGAUGAGGUUGAAGGCACAAAGACCGAAGAACAAGCACCUGAGAAGGAUGAGUAAACCAUUACAUCAUCAAAAUCCAUCUACCCUCCCAAUCAACAGAUAUCAGCACAAAUUCUAUUUACGUUUAGUUUUAGGACAUGUACCGUGGUCCUGAGUCUUCACUAUUUUAAUGAUCGAUUGUUGUAUGAAAUUAAAAAAAGACAUAUAAAUGUCAGGCUGAAUCCUA
Callorhinchus milii (elephant shark) is the source of this 4644-nucleotide messenger RNA. It is a transcript of the gene odad4, whose product is annotated as outer dynein arm docking complex subunit 4. The transcript has 49 exons. Gene Ontology annotation, molecular function: protein binding. Gene Ontology annotation, cellular component: cytoplasm. The record is from RefSeq and is a predicted model, not a curated record. Lineage: Eukaryota; Metazoa; Chordata; Chondrichthyes; Chimaeriformes; Callorhinchidae. The coding region runs from base 84 to 4475 and encodes 1463 amino acids.